UGAAGUGAGAUCAUUAUUCCUUAGUACUAGUACACUAUAUAGAUUGAGCUCGGCCAGAAUUGUUCUAUUCCUUCUACUCUUCCAUCUUCUUUCUCUUGUUGAAUCAGAUAUUGACGAUGGCUAUGAUCUGUGCUUGUUCAACUCAAAUUCCAGUUCAGAAAUCUGGGUCAUUUCUAAAGAUUGCAAGCAAGGAUGUGAAGUCCAAGCGCAGCUUUGUCCCCCUGAAAAAAGCAUCAUUUACCCAGAGGAUCAGAGCUUCCAUCAAGAACAAGGUAUAUGAGAAUCGAUCUGAGGGCAUAGUUUGCUACCAGGACGAAAAUGGUGAAAUAUUCUGUGAAGGGUACGACGAAGGACCUCGUUUUCAACGAACAUCAAAGCCACCUAGUCAUCUUCUAAGCGAUGCUGAGAUCAGAGAAAUUCUUCAACAAAACUGGAUAAAGAUUGUGAAAGGGGAAGGAGAGAAUCAUCCAGCAGGUGAAGGUGUUUUGCUGCAAGAAGACCUAAACAGCAAUGGUUUUAACUCAUUCUGCUGAUGAUCACUCUCAACUUACUUUGUCAAAUAUCAAAGCCAAAGGUCUCACAGUAACAUGGCGGAGGGAGCAAGUUCUAAUUUUUUUUCUCAGUAAUAUACAAAUAUUAUGCAUUUCUGGCCCUUCAAAAUUCACGCAAACUUUGUACUAUAUGUGCUUUUUAAUCUUAGCCCGCUCAUAACUGAAUCCUAACUCCCCCCUGCUCAGCAGCAUCAUGUAUCAAAAAUGCUUAAGAGGCUGUUGAUGGUGAAUCAAGAAGUAGUUGUGAAGUGGGUUUUUUUUUUUUUUUUACCUGAAGUAGAGUGUUCUUUUUUUUCCCUUGUAAAGUUGUACAGGAAUGCUUUUCUCUUUCAAUCUGUUGUAUGCUGGUAUUCUAGGUUAUCUGAUGGAGAAAGAUAAAGAUGAUGACGAUGACUUCCUAAUCACAAGGCAAUAAAUUUGUCUGA
Molecule: messenger RNA, 976 nt
Organism: Neltuma alba
Lineage: Eukaryota; Viridiplantae; Streptophyta; Magnoliopsida; Fabales; Fabaceae
Exons: 3
Coding region: 117-533 (138 amino acids)
Source: RefSeq, a predicted model, not a curated record